This is a messenger RNA of Suillus subaureus, 1365 nucleotides long. RefSeq lists its product as uncharacterized. The record is from RefSeq and is a predicted model, not a curated record. Gene Ontology annotation, biological process: regulation of DNA-templated transcription. The transcript is spliced from 5 exons. NCBI's taxonomy places the organism in Eukaryota, Fungi, Basidiomycota, Agaricomycetes, Boletales, Suillaceae. The coding region runs from base 17 to 1111 and encodes 364 amino acids. Gene Ontology annotation, molecular function: zinc ion binding; sequence-specific DNA binding.
UUACCCUACCUCAAUCAUGUCUCAACCCUCGAAUGGCACCAAUAGGCCUGCCUCCUUGUCUAGAUCCCAAGAUUCCGCACCCUCGUUGUCACCCAAUGUCUCUGGCAAUUCCACUCCCAAUUCCAUACCGUCCACUUCCAAUUCCAUGCCAUCUACCUUUGAAUUCACCAAGCGGAAACGCUGGGCAGAUCUUCUGAUACACGAAUUGUCAGAGGCGAUUAUUUUUGUGCUCUCCAACGAGUGCAAGGUCUUAUUUUGCUCAAGGGCCGUCUCAGAAUUACUGGGUUGGCGAGAUACAGAACUCAUCGACAAGGAUCUCGUCGACUUGGUCAAUGGCGAAGAUAAGCAUGCCUUCCGUGCGUCGUUUGAGCAUUCACUACGCUCGCGCGUGGAAAUGUUGUCCUAUGUUCGGUUCAAGCAUCAAAACGAGUAUCCCUCUCCUGCCAAAGAGGUUCUCUUCGAAGUCAAGGGUUACCCACACUACAUUGAUGAUGAACAAUACGCGCGCUGCUUUUUCGCAGUGGCAAAACCAUAUCCGAGUCGGAACACAGCAAUGUUAAACACAUUCCUCGAGCUCAAGAUUGAAAAUGAACGGUUGCAACAGCGCCUCGCAGACCUCAGGGUCCGAAUGCCCCCACCUUCUAUUGCCCAUACUGGUCAACCGAUGACUUCCAUGUAUUCUACGCCUUCCAGUUCUCGUUCGACGGGGACCCACCGCCCUGUUACCGACUUGCCCCCCACGUGUUAUGCCACCCAUCAAACCAGCACCUCAUAUGAUGAUUUGGUAACACAAACAAACCAUCAUCAACCACGAGGCUUUACUGAUCCUUCCAACAUGCUCACAUACGGUAGCUACAUUCUCACCGGUCAACAAGCGCAACAGCCAACAGAAGAUAAUUAUGGCGAUGAUGCUGCCCGAAGGAAAAAGAUCCGCAAGAUGCACGCCGCUGAGCAGUACGUUUGCGUUACAUGCGGGCGUACGGAUUCCCCAGAAUGGCGCAAGGGCCCCCAAGGGCCAAAAACCCUUUGCAAUGCCUGUGGCUUACGAUGGGCAAAACAAGUACGCACCAAACAGGACGAGGAACAGCCUAGCGCCGGACCUAGCACCUGAAUUCUGUUCCGUGUCGUUCGGCAUGCCGCACCUGCCAGCAUACCGCCUGUCACGAAUUCCCAGUUGACGUUGAGGUCUAGGCUGUAUGGUGGCGUGCGGCUAUCUUAUAAUUGACUCAGAUGCCUGCCGCUGAGUUGUUUUGGACCACUUUAGGGUAUACGAUUCCACCAAUUUUCUUGCAUAGAACACUUUACAUACACGGACACGCACUAUGUAUCUUAGACACUGACAUGAUUGUACCACUUUUUGGAUAA